UGGCCCGAGCGGCUCCUCCCCGCUGCCACCAGCGGGAGUCGGCUGGAGCUGAGCGCAGGGAGAGCAGCCGGCAGCAUCAGCGCCUGGACACUGCGGCUCCUCACGUCACAUUAUCUAGGUGCAUCAAUGAGGAGUCCAGGGAUGGCUGUGUUCAAACAACAGAAGGUGGAAGACGUUUAUGAAAUUGGGGAAGAGCUAGGAAGUGGCCAGUUUGCGAUAGUGAAGAAAUGCCGAGAGAAAAGCACUGGAGUGGAAUAUGCUGCUAAAUUCAUUAAGAAGCGUCAGAGCCGGGCCAGCCGCCGGGGGGUGAGACGUGAGGAAAUCGAGCGGGAAGUGAACAUUCUGCAGCAGAUCUUGCAUGCCAACAUCAUCAAGCUGCAUGACGUCUACGAGAACAGGACAGAUGUGGUUCUUAUCCUCGAGCUGUGAGUAGAGGGAUUUCCUAUUCUCCGCU
Molecule: messenger RNA, 454 nt
Organism: Chrysemys picta bellii (western painted turtle)
Lineage: Eukaryota; Metazoa; Chordata; Testudines; Emydidae
Source: RefSeq, a predicted model, not a curated record